AUGAACUUACAAGCAUAUCAUCUCUCAGUAUCAUCAGAUGAUUCAAGCCAGUUAUUCGCAGUAUCGAAAGUGGAGAGCAGGGAUGCAGACCAGAAGCCGCAAUCAGGAAAGUUCUUAGGAUUGUAUAAGAGUAGAUCUAUCGAAGCUGAGUUAUAUGCUCAUCCCACAGUUCGUCGUUUGAUUGUGGAAAUGCAUGUUGUGUUCGACGAAGCUCGUAGAAAAAGGCAAAUCAGUGGAAAGUUUAAUUCAGACAAUACACUUUCUCUUUCUCGGAACUAUCGGUCAAUAUUGAGAGGAGCUGCUGAUGAGAACAAUCCUGAUGAUACCUACAUCCGUGAUUUCACUUUGUGGAGUUUGUUCGAGACCAUGUUUCUGAAAGGAGGAGAUACGGCGAUUGCUUACGAUUUGAUUCUGUGGGCUCAUGAUACCUUCACUUUUGUUGAUGCACAUGUAUCUACUGUUUCCGAAGAAAUAUCUGUGGGUAUUGACGCAGGACAUGGUUCUUUCUGGAAAGCAGCUGCUUUAUGUCUGGUCGCACUCAAGUUCGAUGAUUGCAUUAGACUAUUAGAAUACCUGAGAUCAGAUCGUUCUGCUUGUCUCUUGAUGGCUCAUCUUGACAAAUUCAAUCAAGAGUGGCUUCUAGAUGUUUCAAAGAAAACUCAAUUUGAAACAUGGAAGAAGAAUUUGUUAAAUGACCUAAAUGCCAAGGCUUUCGAAGAGAACAGAAACAUCAGUUUCUUAUGCAGGAGCUUAUGUGGAGAUGAAACAGUUUUGAGUCGUUAUGCGGGAAGGAUUGUAGACAAUUGGUGGGAAUUGAUGCCGUUGUACGUCUUUGCCAAGUAUGCAACAGUGUCAUAUAACUCUCUCGGGCCUAUUGCAGAAGAGUGUCGCAGUUUCUUCGAAGAUCUUGAUGAUAAUGUAGAGUUCGAUCCAUUCAUGGCUAUCUUCCAUUUGGGUGAUGUCACGAUCUUGCAGAAUAUGAUAACUAACCCUUGGCUGAGUAUUCAUUUGGUUGAAACAAUGUAUUCAAGUGAUGACUACGACCAACCAAUACAAGAACUCCGUAAUUGUUUAUUGUUAAAAUAUGGCUCCAGCUUGGUCACUUUCAGCAGCUUGUGGGAAAUCGGGUUCUCUUACCUGCUGGAAUGCGGUGCGGAAGGAAAGCUUAGAAUUGAAAGUCACAUCUUGCAUAUGAAUAUUGACGACGAAGAUAAAGCUAAUAAGCUUCUCCGAAUCUGUGUAGACAAUGAUUUAGAAGAAUCUCGAAACUGUGUUAUAAACACCUUAACCUUUAGACACUUACGAGCCGGAAAUUGGGGAUCAGCUCUGAGUUGGGCUUUGAGAGGAGGAAAGAGAAAAACCCUGGACACAGCUGUUCAUCAAAUUGUUUGGAAUGCCUCCGUCGUGGAAGUGUCCCGUCUGGGCAUGUUAGGCCACUUGAACAAGCUUGUGCUUCUGUCACCAUCUUUGUCAUUUUUAUACGGUUACUACCGUUUCCACAAAGCUUUACAAAGUGGAAAUAUUGAGUUGGCUACUCAGGUGCUUGUCCCUCUGGUACUGUCUGCCGAUGUUCCAACUUCUUUCCAUAAAGUAUUAUUCAACCACUUAACUUUCAUACUAGGAGAAAUCCAUGACAGAGUCUCCAUAUCAAAAGAAACGAUCGUUCAAUUGAUUACCUUCUUUAAACGAUAUAAGUGUAGUUCUGAUAUGUUAUCAGAAGAAAAUGACUUGGAAGAGCAAACGAUGACAAACAUCCAACGCUUAUUACUAUUGCGACUAGCAAAAGCUAAUGUGCUUGGGGAAUAA
Messenger RNA from Auanema sp. JU1783, 1806 nucleotides. The record is from the annotation of a GenBank genome assembly. Lineage: Eukaryota; Metazoa; Nematoda; Chromadorea; Rhabditida; Rhabditidae.